This is a messenger RNA of Colletotrichum spaethianum, 987 nucleotides long. RefSeq lists its product as uncharacterized. The transcript has 2 exons. NCBI's taxonomy places the organism in Eukaryota, Fungi, Ascomycota, Sordariomycetes, Glomerellales, Glomerellaceae. The record is from RefSeq and is a predicted model, not a curated record. The coding region runs from base 1 to 987 and encodes 328 amino acids.
AUGCUAGCGGAGCGUAACGUAGACUCAGUCUCUCUUCAAAAUGCCAGCGACUGGGUGAGCAUACAGGCUCGUUACGGCCAAUGGGCAUGGGGCCCAGUUAUUGACGGGAAGCUCGUCAGGGAUACUCCUUCAAAGCAACUUUCCCAAGGAGUUAAGGGAUCUCGCUUGCUCACCGGCAACGUCGCAGACGAAGGCCCAUAUUUUAUUCAGCAGAAUAUCACCACCCAGGUGGACUUUGUCUCAUUCUUGCAGUCCAACUACCCCAAGCUAACCACUUCCAACAUUACUCAGAUACUGGGCACUUACACGCAGAAAUUCGAAGGAUUCCUCACGAGUAACUCAAAAGAGGCGAAUAACACGGAUCCGGGCUUUGCAACUAACGGUCGGAAUCCUCCCUACGCUACGACUGUGUCCAACUACGCCACAGGCUGGCAGCAAGUAGCCAACAAUUUCUACGCCGAGGCUACUGUCAUAUGUCCGUCGUAUUGGCUUGCCGACGCAUACGCAGCGAAAAAAGGAGGCCAAGCAUGGCGUUACCAGUUCAGCGUACAACCCGCCUACCACGGUCUGGACGUGGGCUCCGGAUCCGGCACCGAUGUGCUUCUCGCCGACGUCAACACUCCCAAUACGUCUAUAAUUUUACCUCUUCGGCGCGGAUUGCAGAUCGCUUGGGGUGACUUCAUUGCCAAUGGGGCGCCAACUCUACGUGGUUCUGGUUUAAAUGUGACCGUCUGGCCGCAGUGGAGAACAGGGGGGGACGGAGUCGCUCAAAUGCUGAAUGCAAACAUGACAGGAGGUGUGCCAAUCGAGAAGGAAUCUUCAUUUGACGGCAUGGUCAAUUUGCAAAUCACCAGCUAUCUACCUGGUGACGCUGAUGACCCACCUCUACAGGCCGUCUUAGACAUUGUGGACGGCGAUGUAUGGGAGGAUGGCCGAGGGGAACGAUGCCGCAUGCUAUCCGCCCUAAGCUAUUGGAUUACUGAGUAG